CCGACUCUCCUUCCCUCUCCACCAUGUCUAUACCCACCCCAGGCAGGGGCCGUUUCUCCGGGAUCCCGACGCCAGGAAAGAGCGCCAUUCCAACCCCAGGCAGGUCCCGUUCUGCAUCCACGACCCAGCAGCAACCGCACACACAAGACGACGACUACGUCUCCAGGGCCUUCGCCGACGCGAUCAAGGCCAACGAUCCUGCUCAGCACCGCUCUAGUCGCGCGAGCGAUGUUUCCAACGCGUCUCUGUCCGUCUCUUCCGCGUCUCAAUCCUCGCUCAGCGGUCGUCAGUCCGUAAACGGCAGAUCCUCCUCCGCAGCUUCUUCCUCCUCGGCUGUAAGCCCCGUGCCCCCUCGUACCCCGGCGUCGGGCUCCAGGAACUCUGUCGCGCGACCCGCCAGCCGCCAAUCCGAUGUAUUUGCGCGCAGCUCCAGCCGCGCGGGCAGAGCGUUCGAGGUAGGCGACAAUGUCCGCAUCGAGUCCCUAGGGUUCGAGGGCACGCUAAGAUUUUUGGGAGAAAUUGAUGGUAAACCUGGUCACUGGGCUGGAGUUGAGCUCAGCGGAGGCUUCGCUGGUAAGGGCAAGAACAAUGGCGUCGUGAGCGGGAAACAAUACUUCGUCUGUCCUCCUUCUUGCGGAGUCUUUGUUGCGACGACCAAGCUGUCCUCUCCUACCGUAGGCUAUGGAACAGUAUCAAGGCCAUCGUCGGUAGCAUCCUCGCGCAGUGGCGCGUCACUCCGUCUGUUGCGCCAGUCCGGUAGGAUGACACCAUCCGCGUCCACCACCAACCAACGCGGACGCGUUACUCCGUCUAUGAGCAAUGGACGUGUAACACCGUCCGCAUCAACAGGCCGCAGAACACCGGGCUUCCUCUUCCCAAAGAGCCAUAUGGAUACGACAACGCCUGUGCGACCCGGUGCAAAGCCAUCACAGGGAUGUCCCGGAAGCCCCUCUGGGAAAUCGUUUAGUACCAACAGCCCAACGAGGAUAGGAGGGUUUACAUCUACACAUCUCUCAUCUCCCACGCAUGCCUCGUCAUCUCCUUUCAAUACCCCGAAAGCACCUGGAAGUGGUCGCGCUUCUGGAAUUGGGAUGGGUAUCCCAUCGACGUCUACGACGCCCUCGAAGUCUCGACCAUCCAUGAACACACCCCGUGCCCGUAUACCCAGUGCCAUCGCUAUGCCACCUCCAGCAUCUCCGUCGUCUUCUGUGCGUUCAGUGUCUCUCAGUGACGCUCAGAACGAAGGCGACCCGAGUUCAGUGACGGAUCUGCAGAAGAACCAGCGGAGCAUAGAGGACCGGAUGGCGGACAUCAUGGGCAACCGCAUGGUUUCUCCGUCACGGCCCACUUCGUCGACGUCUGCGCGCUCGAGCUCUGCUGGUGACUUCCAACUCCGUCUCGAUUCGAUGCAGGCCCGGCUGGACGCCCUGGAUUAUGAGAAUCAACAACUGCGCGCAAAUGCUGACUCUGCCCAGGACAAUUCCAAGCGUCUCGAGGUCCUCCUGGUCGAUCAAAAACAUACAGCGAGUAGAAUCGCCGAGUUGGAAUCGCUCGUUAGGACCACGGAGCGCACCGUCAGCGAGCGAGACUCGACGAUUGAAGCUCUGGAGCGCGCCGCACAGCAGAUGUCUCUGAAUAUCGACAAAGCGAAGAACGACGCCGAAGCGCGAGUACGGGACAUCCAGACGAAGCUCGACGAUCGGGAUGCAUUAGUCGCAAACCUGAAGGAGGCUCUCCAGACGAAGGAGGGCCUUCAGAGCGAGAACGAUGCCGUCUUGGGUGCCAAAGACGCAGAGAUCUCGCUGCUGGAGACUCGGGUGCAGAAAGCGUACGGUGAUCUCGAGGACGAACGCCGAGAACUUGGUCAUCAGGUUGAUGAGCUGCGCAAGGCUGGACAGGAAACCAUCGCCUUGUAUGAAGAGCGUCUGAGUGCCGCAGACACCCGACGUUACGAGCUCGAAGACCUGGUCGCCAAUCUUGAGGAACAGCUUCGGACACAGACUCAGCCUCUAUCACCACUUGCGGCGCAGCGUCAGGCUGCCUCUGCUGUGGAGAUCGACAACGAAAGCCUCCGCGAGCAGGUGCAGCAUCUCCUGAAGCGGAUAGGUAUGCUCGAGGACCAACUCGAGGAGGCACACACGACGUUCGAUCGAGAAGAGGCAGCAGUGCGCGAGAGAGUGAAACGGUACAAGGAAAGGGAGGAGAACAUGCGUAAGGAGCUGGCCGAAAGCAAGAAACAGGUGGAUCAGGUUGCCAAGUCAGAAGGAGCCGCCCGGCAACGGGUGGAAGAGAUGGAGGAGGCGUUGCGAGAGAACACAGUGGCCCUCGAGAAUGCCCGUGCCGAGAUUGAAGGCCUCAGAAAUGAGAUAGCGGAUUUGGAAGGUCUCACAGCCAGUAACUCUUCGGAGAAGGUGGCUGAGAUUGCACAGCGAUCCAGUCAAGAACGCGCCCGUCUCAACGAGGAAAUUGCCUCGCUCAGGCAAAAACUCACGGACCUGCAAAGCCAACACCAGCAGCCUGAUGGGGACACGGGAGAGUUGUAUGAGCAGAACCGCGCUCUCAAAUCCACCAUUGAUCUCUUGCAAUCAGAAUGCGACAAGCGGGAAGCGGAGCUAGUCGCCCUGCGUCAGGCCCUUGCAGAUCUCGAGGUGUUGGUGGAAGAGCGUACCACCGAGCUGGAAAGUGUGCGCAAGAAGGUCAGUCGCGAUACCGCUGUGAAUGGCGGCGACUCCGGCAAAGUCACACCAUCGAAGCACGACCUCACCAACGCUCGGGAGGAGAUCACUGGCCUGAAGCAUAUCGUUCAAGAGCUUCAGAAGGAAAACUCUGCGGCUGCUCAGCGAAACAAGGUCCUAGAGUCAGAGAAUAAACUCUUAUUGACGGAAACAGAACAGCUUCGUCAGGAUCUCAAGGUGCUCGAGGAGAGUGUGGAGCAGAGUAUCAUGCGAGAAGAACAGGCUCUGGCGUCUGGGACUGACGCUUCGGUUUCAUCUGGCUCCACAGAAAGCGCAACACUACAGUGGAAAUACGAAGCCGAGAUGGAACAGCUGCGUAAGAAGCAAGCGGAGGCUGAUAUGAAGAGCGCUCGGACAAUACAUGAUCUCAACAAGGAGAUAGGAGAGCUAGAGACCCUCGUGGAAUCCAAGAUCUAUCGCGAGGAUGAACUCGAACGAGAACUGGAGCGGCUCCGCGACAAAGUAGCGCGAUCGCAAAGGAAAGCGUCUAAAACUUCGACUGAACCAACUACGCCAAACGCUGCUAUCACCAGCGAUGGCAACUUACCGAAUACUAGCGUCAUCGAAAACUCCCAAGAUGUCUGUGAGAUCUGCGAGCGCCCAGGACACGAUAUUUUCUCUUGCGAUCUUCUCAAGGAUGGUAUGCCUUCUGCUGAUUCAGUACGAUCCAGUACUGCUGUCCUGGAGGAGUUAUACUGCGAAGACUGUGAAGGAAGGGGCCACACUGCUGCAAAUUGCCCACACUCAUUGGAUGUCUUCUGAACAUGCUGGUGUUAUCAAUAGCUUCUGGCUUGAUUUUUGUAAUGGCUCCAAUUCACACUCACUAUACCCCUUACUCUUUACCUGCAUGUAACUUGGCUAUCAAUGUCAGUCAUCCCUACUGUGAUCAUCAAGGAAUUUAAUGUUCAUGAAAUCAGAUCACUUUACACAACUGUAGCAAUAGGAUACACUACUAUAGAAGCAGCUGAUUUGCCAGUAUUUGCCUGCUGCCUACAGAUUGUUGUGCCAUAAAAGGAACUACAGCUCACCUGAUUGGGUGAUGAUGUCACAAAGAUGCUUUUGCGACAGCAAGAUGCUUCCAUGGUUG
Molecule: messenger RNA, 3822 nt
Organism: Fomitopsis serialis
Lineage: Eukaryota; Fungi; Basidiomycota; Agaricomycetes; Polyporales; Fomitopsidaceae
Exons: 14
Coding region: 24-3497 (1157 amino acids)
Biological process (GO): nuclear migration involved in conjugation with cellular fusion; establishment of mitotic spindle orientation
Cellular component (GO): microtubule associated complex; cell tip; spindle pole body
Source: RefSeq, a predicted model, not a curated record